Toxorhynchites rutilus septentrionalis is the source of this 2336-nucleotide messenger RNA. RefSeq lists its product as uncharacterized. The transcript is spliced from 3 exons. Lineage: Eukaryota; Metazoa; Arthropoda; Insecta; Diptera; Culicidae. The record is from RefSeq and is a predicted model, not a curated record. The coding region runs from base 184 to 1920 and encodes 578 amino acids.
GUCCAAUUCCGACAGUGAAUCCGACGAUUAGCCACAAAUUUUAAUUCGGUUUUCGGUUGAGGUUGCAGUUGAAGAUGUUGCGGUAGAAGGCAUCGGUUACCAGUGAAUUUCUGCGUCAUACUGCUAAAAACCAAUUUCAAUGUAAAAAAGGCAGGUGUCUAUGGGCAACAACGGUCUUGUUCAAUGAUGGCACAGCAACAACUUUUACAACACUACCAGGAGUUGGAGUAUUUUUACGUUUAUGUGGCUGAGUCUGAAUAUUCCGAGAUUGGAUAUUGGAUAUUGUUAGAACCCGACAAAACUCUUAGUUUAAAAUCUUUGCGUGGUUACUAUGCAACAUGUUUUGGUAUGAAAUAUAAAUGCAUUAAUCCGAUGAAUGAAGUUGAGACCAAAUAUGUUCGAUACCGUAAUGGUUUUUAUCGGUUCCCCGCGGGUAUUGACAUGAAUAAUACACGAUUCAUAGCGUAUUAUUACAGUGAUGUAGAUGAUGUUAAAGGUUUUAUGGCGUUGAUCGAAGCGAAUGAUGAAGGAAAUGCUACAGUUCCUGCUUUGGAUGUGAGAGGUUGCAACCUGGAAAGCAAUGAAUCUGCACUGGGACGAACAUUCAUGAAUUUCGACAUGGAAAACGUUUUAAAGCGAGGAGCCCAAAGCACUCCGAAAAGUUUUUCUAGAAAGAUGCCAACGCUGGAGAAUGUCUCCUCAACAUCGGACGUUAUAUUAAACGAACCAACAAUAGAAUGCAUAACGGUUCCGGAUUCCUCAUCAAUAAUACGAAAUCCGCCUCUGCCACCUCCUGGUCCUCCAUACUCCAAGUCGUACAUGAAGAACAAUUCACCAAUCACAUUAAUGCCUGUUGGUUCCAGUACUAGUGCAAAAUGCAAAUCAGGACCUAAUGUAUCAUCAACAUCGAAUCUGGAAAAUGAAAAUAAUGAGAAAUGCAUCAGAAACAAACAAAACCGUAUAAAUGCCGAUGAAACUAGAGAAUUCCCACCAUCCAAACAAAAUUCCAUAAGGGUAAAAGCCGAAUCGAUGAGCCGAUCUAAGAAUAUACUGAAUAAAUAUCAGCAGAUGCACUCUAAGCCAUUCAAUGUAGACCAGAAGACUCCACUGAAAAUUACCCUAGAGUCACGCGGUCGUCAGGAAAAUAGAAAAAUAUUAAAGAUUGAAGAUAAUAAGGGUCGCACCACUGCGCUUCUAACUAAGAAAAAUUGGCCCGGAAAGAUUGGGACCGCCAAACGUCGUCUCGAUCGUAUCGAUGAGUAUGAAACAGAACGUAUUGAUAAACGACGUAGAUAUAAUACGGUACAAGCACAGAAUUACCGUCAAACCGAGCCUAAGGUAUUGCCUUCUCGUAAUGACCAUUAUCGCACUAUGAAUGUCCUUUUGGUCGGUUUCCAUGGCACGGCUCCUUUUGUGGAUGAAACAACGGUUUAUUUUCGUGAAUUCGGUGAUGUUAUGGAUUUCCAAUUGUACACUACGGACAACCGACGUGAUCCACCAGUGCAUUACGCGUUUAUGAAAAUCUGCACAAACGAUGCUGUGGCGCUCCUAUCAGAUCGACACUUGUACAAUGAAUCGGUUAUCUACGCAAUAAGAGUGGACGAAUCUAGACUUCCGUCGCGACUCACUUGCACGGUAUGCGGUUAUCAAGGGCUCAAUGUUGGCCAUUUACAUUAUCACCUAGAGGGUCAGUGUCACCAGUCCUAUCUACAAAAGCUCGUUGAAACAAUUGGAAAAGUUUAUCGUCAGAGCUACUAUCGAAUUUCCUACGACAAAUUUUAUGUGCAACAUCCGGAUGUUGCUCAUGAGGCAGUCAGACACGAAUAUUGGAGACGAAGUCGGAAUUCAAGCAUUUAUUCACCGGCAGUAUUUGCUCCAGUAAAUCGUCAUUACAAGACGGAACGAGGACGUGAUUAUUGAUUAAGUCAUCCUUUUUAUGCGAUUCAUGAUAAAUUUCAUCUAAAGAUUCGCUCUCGAUUAUAGAAGAUAUUUGAAAAAUUGAUCGUUCAAUGAAGGAUUAUCGAAAAAAAAUGAAUACUAAAUACUCCACGUCAAAUUAUAAAUAUUUAAACGUGCAGAUAAUUGACCCUUAACUAGUAUCAAUUAUGGCGCACACUACAAUCAGACAUCAAUUAAUUCCAAACUCUCGAUCGAACGUUUUUUUUAUUCGAUAAAUGUUACGAGAAGUUAUGUGAAAAGAAUUCAUUUAAAUUCGCCGCUAUUGAAAGAUCUUCAAGAUUUUUAAUGUAUAAAACACUAUUGUCAUAUCAUUUUUUAUUAGUUGUUUUCGUUGUACGAAUACUGUUUUGAAUUGUUUUCAAAUAAAUUGCAGAGAA